Molecule: messenger RNA, 2251 nt
Organism: Fundulus heteroclitus (mummichog)
Lineage: Eukaryota; Metazoa; Chordata; Actinopteri; Cyprinodontiformes; Fundulidae
Gene: cdc50aa
Product: transmembrane protein 30Aa
Exons: 7
Coding region: 246-1364 (372 amino acids)
Biological process (GO): phospholipid translocation
Cellular component (GO): Golgi apparatus; endoplasmic reticulum; plasma membrane
Source: RefSeq, a predicted model, not a curated record
UUCCGUCAUUUCAUUGGUCCGGGGGCUUCCUGCUUCUUCGUCCGGGUUCAGGUUCCCUAAACAGGUGAAACUAACAACAUUAUGAGUCGAUAUCUGGAUCAGAUAUAGGCAGAAUUUCACUCCUCCAAACAACAUUUCAGCUUCUCUAACGUUUCGCCCUGUUCGCCGUGCGGGAUUACCGAAAAACUACCGGUUGUCAACUGCUGAGGAUUAGUUUCGCCCGAAGCUGAACGGAAAAAAAAACUAUGAUGGCGUCGAGCUACAACGCUAAGGAAGAGGACGGACACCCUUCGGGAUCUUCCACUCACGGCGGACCGGGGGCUGCGAAAAAUAAAAAGCCGGACAACACAGCGUUCAAACAGCAGAGACUCCCAGCCUGGCAGCCUAUCCUGACUGCGGGCACCGUGCUGCCCGCUUUCUUCGUUAUCGGACUCAUCUUCAUCCCUAUCGGGAUCGGCCUAUAUGUGACUUCAAACAACAUAAAGGAGAAGGAGAUUGAUUACACUGGUGUGGAGCCCGACAGUCCGUGUUACGAAUGCGCCGCAAACUUCUCCUGGAACAUCACAACACCGUGCGUCUGCACCGUGAACUUCACACUGGAGCAGCCGUUCGAGAGCAAUGUCUACAUGUACUACGGCCUAUCCAACUUCUACCAGAACCACAGGCGUUAUGUGAAGUCCAGAGACGACAGCCAACUAAAUGGUGAUCAAAAGUCUCUAAUGAACCCCAGCAAGGAAUGUGAUCCAUAUCGUACAAGCUCGACUAAAGAACCCAUAGCGCCAUGUGGAGCCAUAGCAAACAGCCUUUUUAAUGACACCCUGGAGCUGUUUUACGUUGAUGCCAACGGCACCACACGUGCAGUUUCUCUGGUGAAGAAGGGCAUCGCAUGGUGGACGGAUAAGAACGUGAAGUUCAGGAAUCCUGGAAAUGAAAAAGAAAACCUUACAGAACGUUUCAAAGGCACAGCUAAGCCAGUGAACUGGAGGAAGCCGGUGUACGAGCUGGACCCAUCAGACCCUGAAAAUAAUGGCUUCAUCAACGAAGACUUCAUCGUGUGGAUGCGCACGGCCGCUCUGCCCACCUUUAGGAAGCUCUAUCGCAUCAUCCACAAGAAGCCAGACACAAGUUUGACUUUACCCAGCGGCAGAUACACCUUGAAAAUCACUUACAACUACCCCGUGCGCAGCUUUGACGGCCGGAAGCGGAUGAUCCUGAGCACCAUUUCCUGGAUGGGAGGGAAGAACCCCUUCCUGGGCAUCGCCUACAUGACCGUGGGCUCCAUCUGCUUCUUCCUGGGUGUCGUCCUGCUCGUCAUCCACCAUAAAUACGACACCCGCAGCAACAGCGCAGAUAUUCCCAACUAAAAAGCUCCCGUGUCGGGUCUUUAUGCCUCCGCAUGCGCUGAUGGCCCCCCGAGGGUCUGUUCUGGACUGCUUAGCUCUUUUAGUUCGGAUACACUGUGAAAGUCUGUGGGCGUGUUUGCACAAGGGCAGGCAUGUCUGAAAUGUCACAUCUUAGCUCCGUUUACCUGUUCAUCACCUGUGUGUGUUUUUGCGUACAUAGCUCCAAGCUGGUCGUUUUCUGUUAUUUAUCUCUGCUUUAAAGGUUCCCAUUUUAUUUUGAGAUCUCUUUGCCAAUAGCUCAUUUGAAGGAUGUUUGUAAUCUUUAAAGUGUUUGCUUAUAUUCUACAUUGAAACUAGUCCUGCUGAUGAAUGUAAAAUUUUACUGCUGGUUUUCAAGAUAAUCUUUAUAACAGGAUGGAAUUUUGUUGCCUGUGCGCUGUAAAUGAUGGUACAUAUUGAAACCUAACAAAGUAUUUAAUCUUUGGAGAACAAGCAGCAUAUUCCUGAUAUAUAAUCACCAAUCAAAUUGAUCUAGAUACAGUUACGCUAAGCCGAUGUUCUUUAAUUGCGAAAUGCUUCCUGAGGCUGGACCAUCGCAAUUAACCAAUAUAUCCAGUAUUCCCAAUUUCAAGAAUGUUGGACCGUGUUUUUGGCUAAUUACAACACACUUUCUAUAUUUUUUUUAAAUUUAGUUUGGCCCGAGUGUUAAAUUGUUAAAGUCUUUAAUGUUGACCAAAUGAUAUGCACUUUACAAGUGUCACAUUUGUUAACUCAUCCCUUGUUUGAUUAGAGUUUCUGUUACCAUGUUGUUUUAGAUCUGUUGAUAAAAGAAAAUUGUUAUUUAAAUUUGAAACUUCCUGGGUUUUAUAAGGUUUGUAGGGUCCAAAUAAAAAAAAAACUAUCAAUAA